Daucus carota subsp. sativus is the source of this 1654-nucleotide messenger RNA. Its product is annotated as inositol-3-phosphate synthase. The record is from RefSeq and is a predicted model, not a curated record. Gene Ontology annotation, cellular component: cytoplasm. Gene Ontology annotation, biological process: inositol biosynthetic process; phospholipid biosynthetic process. Gene Ontology annotation, molecular function: inositol-3-phosphate synthase activity. NCBI's taxonomy places the organism in Eukaryota, Viridiplantae, Streptophyta, Magnoliopsida, Apiales, Apiaceae.
AUGGCUACGUUUCAACGUCCUUUCAAAAAGACUGUGGUGCCUGCUGCAUUUGCGCAGCUUAGCAGCAAAGGAAAUCGAGGCAAAGGAGAUGAUAGAGGUAUAUCCUUGGCAACCAAGGACAAGGUUCAACAAGCAAACUAUUUUGGAUCACUUACCUAGGCUUCCACUAUUCGAGUUGGAUCGUUCAAUGGGGAGGAGAUUUAUGCUCCUUUCAAGAGCUUACUUCCCAUGGUGAACCCUGGAGACAUUGUAUUUGGAGGUUACAUCAGUGACAUGAAUCUUGCAGAUGCCAUGACCAGGGGUAGGGUCUUGGACAUUGAUCUUCAGAAGCAACUGAGGUCCUUCAUGGAAUCCAUGGUUCCACUACCUGCAAUCUACGACCCUGAUUUCAUUGCUGCCAAUCAAGGUUCUCGUGCUAACAAUGUGAUCAAAGGAACCAAGAAACAACAGCUUGAACAUAUCAUCAAAGAUAUUAGGGAGUUUAAGGAGGCCAAAAAUGUAGAUAAGGUAGUGGUUCUAUGGACUACAAACACUGAGAGAUACAAUAUUGUAAUUGUGGGGCUAAAUGACACAGAGGAGAACCUUUUUGCUUAAGUGGAGAAUAAUGAAGCAGAGUUUUCUCCAUCCACUCUAUUUUCCUUAGCUUGUGUUCUUGAAAAUGUGCCUUUUAUCAACGGAAGCCCACAAAACACUUUUGUUCCAGGGUUGAUUGAUUUGGCCAUAAGGAGGAACAGUCUGAUUGGCGGGGAUGACUUUAAGAGUGGCCAGACAAAAAUGAAGUCUGUGCUUGUUGAUUUUCUUGUUGGUGCUAGUAUUAAGCCAACAUCUAUAGUGAGCUACAAUCAUCUCGGUAACAAUGAUGGCAUGAAUCUCUCAGCUCCUCAAACUUUCCGCUCAAAAGAGAUAUCCAAGAGCAACGUGGUCGAUGACAUGGUCUCUAGUAAUGCAAUUCUUUAUGAGCCUGGAGAGCACCCUGAUCACGUUGUUGUGAUCAAGUAUGUUCCAUAUAUGGGCGAUAGCAAAAGGGCGAUGGAUUAGUAUACUUCAGAGAUAUAUGGGGGAACCAACACCAUUGUGAUGCACAACAUGUGUGAGGAUUCCCUCUUGGCUGCUCCAAUUAUCUUGGACUUGGUCCUUCUUGCUGAGCUCAGUACUCGCAUACAGCUUAAAGUUGAGGGAGAGAGAAAAUAUCACUCCUCCCACCCCGUGGCCACCAUUCUGAGCUACCUCACCAAGGCUCCUCUUGUGCCACCGGGCACACCAGUGGUGAAUGCUCUUGCAAAGCAGCGGGCAAUGCUUGAGAAUAUUUUGAGGGCUUGUAUUGGAUUAGCACCUGAGAACAAUAUGAUACUGGAAUACAAAUGAAGAAACAUUGUGGCAAGAGGACUUUAUCGAAGAUGCAUUAGUCGAUCUAAUACUAAGACUGCCUGCAAUUUUCUUCCCGUUCUACUGUUAUUAUCCGUUUAGUGACGAGAAAUCUACUGAAUUUGGCAUGCCUAUAUUUGGCUGUUGUUCUGCUUCUUUGGUAAUUUUUCUGUUCUGUUAUUUGAAGUAGUGUCAUGUCUGGUUUGUUCCUGCAAAAUCAGAGCAGCUGUUGUUCUAUCUGUCAGAGAUUGUAUGAUUGUAUCAUAAUGAUUGUGUAUAUAAGAUUGUU